Molecule: messenger RNA, 234 nt
Organism: Trichoderma citrinoviride
Lineage: Eukaryota; Fungi; Ascomycota; Sordariomycetes; Hypocreales; Hypocreaceae
Exons: 2
Coding region: 1-234 (77 amino acids)
Source: RefSeq, a predicted model, not a curated record
AUGCCUCUCGUCGUGCCCGGCAUCAUGACCAACUCGGACGACAAGACCCAGGAAUGGGCCAACAAGCUCGUCGGCAAGACGUAUUCUGAAAACGAAUCAAACGAGACGCGGGAUCUGCCAGAGGUGCACCGCAUCAUCAAGCCCGGCUCGAUUGUGACCAAGGACUUUCGGCCGGAGAGACUGAACAUUCACUUGAAGGAGGAUGGCACCGUGUCGCAUGUGCAGCAUGGUUGA